Molecule: messenger RNA, 3064 nt
Organism: Hibiscus syriacus
Lineage: Eukaryota; Viridiplantae; Streptophyta; Magnoliopsida; Malvales; Malvaceae
Product: probable LRR receptor-like serine/threonine-protein kinase At1g12460
Exons: 2
Coding region: 172-2829 (885 amino acids)
Biological process (GO): protein phosphorylation
Molecular function (GO): protein binding; protein kinase activity; ATP binding
Source: RefSeq, a predicted model, not a curated record
UUCGUUGAGCAAAUGCAAGUAAAAUGUGGGUUUUUGGACACGAACCUUAUGUUUUUGUCUUUGGUACUGGAGAUUUUUACAAGUGCAAACCACAAGCUCUGCAAUUGAAUCUGAUUCGAUAAUGCCUUACGGUUAGACACAAUCUCUGUGUUGUUGCUGCUGUUUUCGAGCAUGAAAAGGAUCCGUGGAUUUAUAGUUUCCCAUGCUUUGCUAUUCCUGAUUCUUUCUUCUUUUGGAAUCAGUACCCUCUUCACCGUUUCUUUAGCCGCGACUGAAAAGGAAAUCUUGCUCCAAUUCAAAGGAAACAUCACCGAUGAUCCGUACAACAGCUUGGAAUCCUGGGUCCCAAAUGGCAACCCUUGUGUGGAUUUCAGUGGUGUGUUUUGCAAUCCACAAGGAUUUGUGGACAAGAUUGUUCUGUGGAACACGAGCCUCAGCGGUCAACUGCCGUCUACCUUGUCUGGUUUAACCUCCCUCAGAGUCUUGACAUUGUUUGGCAACAGAUUUUCAGGUAAUCUCCCGCAAGAAUUUUCACUGCUGCAAACAUUAUGGAAGAUCAAUGUGAGCUCAAAUGCAUUAUCUGGUUCCAUACCAGAUUUCAUUGGUGACUUGCCUAACAUUAGGUUUCUUGAUUUUUCAAAGAAUGCUUAUACCGGAGAGAUUCCGGUUGGUUUGUUUAAGAACUGCUACAAAACAAAGUAUGUUUCUUUCUCGCAUAACGGAUUUUCGGGUUCGAUUCCAGGAUCCAUUGUGAAUUGUAGUAAGCUUGAAGGGUUUGAUUUCUCGUUCAAUAAUCUUACCGGUGAAUUGCCUUCUCGAAUUUGUGAUAUCUCAGUAUUGAAAUAUAUAUAUGUUGGUAGCAAUGCAUUAAACGGCAGUGUGCUGGAAGAGAUGUUGAAAUGCCAAAGCUUAGUAGGCUUGGAUCUUAGCACAAAUUCAUUCACAGGGUUGGCUCCUCUAGGAGUUCUUGAAUUGAAGAACAUUACUUACUUCAAUGUUUCAUGGAACGAAUUCGUUGGCGAGAUUCCCGUGAUUGGAACCUGUAGUGGGACGUUGGAAUUCAUGGAUGCUUCGUGGAAUAGUUUGAGUGGGGAAAUCCCGACAAGCGUUUUGAACUGUAAGAGCCUCAAAGUUUUGGACUUGGGGUUCAACAAGCUUAAUGGGACCAUACCGGUUAAUAUCGGGGAUCUGGGAAGGCUUUUGGCAAUUAGCUUGGCUAAUAAUUCAUUAAGUGGGACAAUCCCUGCAGGAUUUGGAAGCAUUGAGUUGCUUCAGGUCUUAGAUUUGCACAACCUCAACCUCACUGGUGAAAUUCCCGAGGAUAUAAGCAAUUGCAGGUUUCUGCGAGAACUGGAUGUUUCUGGGAAUAUGCUAGAGGGACAUAUUCCUAAUACGUUUUACAACAUGUCAAAUCUGGAAGUUCUUGACUUACAUCGUAACCGGCUGAAUGGAAAUAUCCCAUCGAGUCUUGGGAACUUGUCAAAAAUCCAAUUGCUUGAUCUCUCACAGAACUCACUUUCCGGGUCGAUCCCCCCUUCACUUGGGAAUUUGAAUAUGUUAACUCAUUUUAAUCUUUCAUACAAUAAUCUCUCUGGUAUCAUUCCAAACGAUCAGACCAUUCAAUCGUUUGGUGCAUCAGCAUUUUCAAACAAUCCUAGGCUCUGUGGUUCCCCUUUGGCCUCCUGUUCGGGAAGUGCUACGCCUUCCACAUCCAGUAGAACUGAGGUCCUUAGUGUUUCUGCAAUUGUUGCCAUUGUUGCUGCUGCUGUGAUUCUUACAGGGGUUUGUGUGGUAACCAUCAUGAACAUCAGGGCACGCAAGAGUAAAAAGCAGGAAGUGGCGAUGGUUGUUGAGAGCACACCACCAGGUUCAUCAGAUUCAAAUGUUGUAAUUGGGAAGUUAGUUCUCUUUAGCAAAAGUUUGCCUUCUAAAUAUGAAGAUUGGGAAGCUGGCACCAAAGCUUUGCUCGACAAAGAGUGUCUAAUAGGUGGAGGGUCGAUCGGAACAGUCUACAAAACUAGCUUUGAAGGAGGGAUCUCAAUUGCAGUAAAGAAGCUUGAGACUCUAGGGAGACUGAGAAACCAAGACGAAUUUGAACAAGAAAUCGGACGCCUAGGUAACCUCCAGCAUCGGAACUUGGUUGCUUUUCAAGGUUAUUACUGGUCCUCUUCAAUGCAAUUGAUUUUAUCUGAAUUCAUUCUGAACGGGAAUCUCUACGAUAAUCUUCACGGAAUGAAUUAUCCCAGCACUAGUUCAGGUGUUGGGAAUACCGAACUAAAUUGGUCUAGAAGGUUUCAUAUUGCCCUUGGAACUGCAAGAGCACUUUCUUAUCUUCACCAUGAUUGUAGACCUCCAAUUCUCCAUCUCAACAUCAAAUCAACUAACAUACUCUUAGACAAGAACUACGAGGUGAAACUAUCUGAUUAUGGAUUGGAAAAAUUGCUUCCGAUUUUGGAUAAUUAUGGUUUAACUAAAUUUCAUAAUGCAGUGGGAUAUGUCGCACCAGAGUUGGCUCAAAGUUUGAGUCUUAGUGAGAAAUGUGAUGUGUAUAGCUUUGGAGUGGUUCUUUUAGAACUAGUAACUGGCAGGAAACCAGUAGAGAGUCCAACAGUAAACGAGGUAGUGAUUUUGUGUGAAUACAUUAGAGGAUUGUUGGAGAGGGGCUCUGCUUCAGCUUGCUUCGAUAGAAGGCUGUGCGGCGUGGAAAACGAAUUAAUACAAGUUAUGAAGUUGGGAUUGAUCUGUACAUCAGAGGUUCCUUCAAGAAGACCUAGCAUGGCUGAAGUUGUUCAAGUUCUCGAGUCCAUCCGAUCUGGAAUCGAACCAUAGUGAAAAUUCAAAGAAAUGUUAGAUGUGAUCUAUACUGCAAAGGUGACACAGACAGUUGCUGCUGGUUAGGGUGAAAAAAAGGUUAAUUCUUCUCUAUUCAUUUAGCGAUUGCCACCAUUGAUUCGUUCCUCUAUUUGUAACCUUGUGCAAUAAAAGGGAAAAAAGUAUCCAUUUAUGUGUAAGCAUCUGUUCAAUUCUUUAGACUCUGAAAGCAAGUUCUAAAAGUUAACAUCAA